Helianthus annuus (common sunflower) is the source of this 1176-nucleotide messenger RNA. RefSeq names its product ribonucleoside-diphosphate reductase small chain. Bases 72 to 1061 code for a protein of 329 amino acids. Gene Ontology annotation, biological process: deoxyribonucleotide biosynthetic process. The record is from RefSeq and is a predicted model, not a curated record. Lineage: Eukaryota; Viridiplantae; Streptophyta; Magnoliopsida; Asterales; Asteraceae. Gene Ontology annotation, molecular function: oxidoreductase activity. The transcript has a single exon.
UCACAUUUCCUCAAACCCUAAUUUUCUCACUUUUCUUUAAACCCUAAUUCACUCACUCACGCAAACCAAACAUGCCUUCAAUCCCUGAAGAGCCUCUACUCGCCCCAAACCCAGACCGCUUCUGCAUGUUCCCAAUCCAAUACCCCCAAAUCUGGGAAAUGUACAAAAAAGCCGAGGCCUCAUUCUGGACAGCAGAAGAAGUAGACCUCUCACAAGACCACCGUCAAUGGGAAACCCUAACCGACGGCGAACGCCACUUCAUCACUCACGUCCUCGCCUUCUUCGCCGCUUCAGACGGCAUCGUCCUCGAAAACCUCGCCGGCCGAUUCAUGAAGGAAGUCCAGAUCGCCGAGGCGCGUGCGUUCUACGGCUUUCAAAUCGCCAUUGAAAACAUCCACUCCGAGAUGUACAGUCUGUUACUCGAAUCCUACAUCAAAGAUUCCACUGAAAAGAAUCGUCUAUUUCGCGCGAUUGAAACCAUCCCCUGCAUCCAGAAGAAAGCCAAUUGGGCGCUGAAAUGGAUCGACGGAUCCGAAUCGUUUGCAGAGCGGAUCAUUGCUUUUGCCUGCGUCGAAGGAAUAUUCUUCUCAGGAAGCUUCUGUGCGAUAUUCUGGCUGAAAAAGCGCGGGUUAAUGCCGGGACUGACAUUCUCAAACGAAUUAAUCUCACGAGAUGAAGGUUUACACUGCGAUUUCGCGUGCUUGAUCUACAGUUUGUUGAAGAUGAAGCUAACCGAGGAGCGAGUGAAGGCGAUUGUGGCGGAUGCGGUGGAGAUUGAGCGGGAGUUUGUGUGUGAUGCGUUGCCGUGUGGGUUGGUGGGGAUGAAUGGGGGUUUGAUGAGUACGUACAUAGAGUUUGUGGCGGAUCGGUUGUUGAAUGCGUUGGGGUAUGGGAAGUUGUAUGAUGUGCAGAACCCGUUUGAUUGGAUGGAGUUGAUAUCGUUGCAGGGGAAGACGAAUUUUUUUGAGAAGAGGGUUGGGGAGUAUCAGAAGGCUUCUGUGAUGUCGAAUUUGAAUGGGGGUGUGGAUAAUCAUGUCUUUAAGAUGGAUGAUGAUUUUUAAAUUAGGGGUUAAUUGAAAUUGAUGUUGUUUACACAUUUACCGCAUGUUAUUGUUGGUUUAUUGUAAUGGUACCUUGUUUAGUUGAUAUGUUACUUACAAUUUAGUUUAUAUGUUA